Messenger RNA from Carica papaya (papaya), 1389 nucleotides. RefSeq lists its product as uncharacterized. The record is from RefSeq and is a predicted model, not a curated record. Lineage: Eukaryota; Viridiplantae; Streptophyta; Magnoliopsida; Brassicales; Caricaceae.
ACCAGAAGGUGGACAAAGAUUUAUCUUCUGCCUUUUCUGCUUCCUACCAUUUUCUGUCUACCAUCGCAACACAAACACCCUUCUCUCUUAAUAUGACCCAGUUGAGUUGGACCCGAAUUUUAUCAUCAACGAAACCAAAACAAAGAAAGAUGGAAAGACGGACAGAUAGAUAUGUCCUCAGUUCUCCUCCUCCUCCUCCAAACAUAUACCUUUAUCUUUCCUCAUUCUCUCCCUUCUUCAUGGGCUUUUUCGGCUCAACCAAGUUUUCCAGAAGGAAAUUUCCAGAUACACAGAACCUUCUCUCUCUCUCUCUCUCUCCUUUUAAUUCACUACCCUUUUUAUUGCCUUUUGCCUCCUUCUCUGUUUGCCCUUUUCGUUUUCUUUCUCUAAUAUUCAUUUCUUGUUUUGAAUUGGGUAUCGGUAUUCUUUCGAUGAUUUUCAGAGUUGUCCAGCGAAUUGGGAUUUCUAGAAUUCCGUUGUGAAGGCUUUUUUCUUUUUCUUUUCUAAAUUCUCAUCAAUUUCCUUUUUUGUUGUUAUUCCUUCACCUUCUCGACUCCGAUUCCUUUUUGGACUUGGAUUUGUCUUCCCCCCGCCCGUUAUAUGAUGGAUUGAAAAGUUUGCCUAUCUUUUAAAUAUAUUUGACCCGGCAUUGUGUCAUUAUCAUACGAUUUCCAAAUUCCAUUAUUGGGUAUUCGAUUUUCGGAGCAAGAUGAAAAGGGUCUCCGAAAAUUCUUAUCAGUCGCAAUUUGCCGACGAGGAAAUUAGGGCUAGGAUGAAACAGCAAAAUUUACUACAGGAGUACCUGGAAUUGCAGAAGGAAUUCAUUUCCAAGAAGAAGAAACUGCAGAGAAUGCAACAGAAGAAACAUAUUCUAUUGGCUGAAGUCCAGUUUUUGAGAAGAAGAUAUAAAUAUUUAAUGAGAACUAAGUCCCAGAGAAAGCUUGAAGCAGAGCAAGAUCACAUUGAGCUGCAAAAUUCUUAUGUGUCGAGCAGAUGUGCACCAGUUAGGAGUAAUGUUGUUAGUGAGGUUUUGAAGAAAUCCCAUCCGGAUAUAAACCCACCUUUGCAGGGAGGAAAAGAAGAGGACUCCGGAAGAAGAGGUAAGGUCAUUAGGGAGCCAGCAAAAAGGAGAAAGCAAACUAAUGGCUUGCUCAAUGGUAAAAAGGUAGCAACUAAGAAGAUUUCAUGGCAAGAUCAGAUGGCUAUGGAAAUCUAAAAUUUCACAGUUAUGGUUUGCAAGGAGGGGUGAUUUUUUCAGGGGUUGGUACAGAUUUUUAUACAAGAAUGAUGGUGGAUUUUUUUUUUUCAAAAGAAAUUUGUUGUGUAAACCGGGGAAAGGAAUUUUUUAUGGUUCAAUAUAUAUGAAAGUAGAAUAGAAUUUUUAAGCAA